Molecule: messenger RNA, 1384 nt
Organism: Selaginella moellendorffii
Lineage: Eukaryota; Viridiplantae; Streptophyta; Lycopodiopsida; Selaginellales; Selaginellaceae
Product: probable glucan endo-1,3-beta-glucosidase At4g16260
Exons: 2
Coding region: 12-1244 (410 amino acids)
Biological process (GO): carbohydrate metabolic process
Cellular component (GO): plasma membrane
Molecular function (GO): hydrolase activity, hydrolyzing O-glycosyl compounds; chitin binding
Source: RefSeq, a predicted model, not a curated record
AGCAAGCAACCAUGAAGAACAUCAGGGUCUUUGUGGGCUUCUUGGUUCUGACGAACGUUCUUGUUGCGGCAAUCGCCCAGCAAUGCGGUCCCAACGAUCCAUGCCCGGACAAUAUGUGCUGCAGCCAGUUCGGACGGUGCGGGUGCGAUUCGGGUUGCGGAGCUGGAUGCCAGAGCCAAUGCAACUGGUGCCAAAGAGGAGGGGGUGGCGGAGACGGAGGAGCAAAUGAUAUUGGGGUCAACUAUGGGAGAGUUGCGAACAAUCUUCCGCAGCCGGAUCAAGUGGUGAAUCUCAUCAAGUCCCUGCAGUUCAAGAGGGUGAAGAUCUUCGACACGGACCGAACAGUUUUGCGGGCUUUUGCGAAUUCGGGGAUCCGGCUCACAGUCGCGGUGACCAACCAGGAGUUCAGCUCCAUCGCCAGGAGCUCCAACGCGGCGUCGGACUGGGUCCGGAAUAGAAUCGCGCCGAUUUACCCCGCAACGAACGUCGAAUUCAUCGCGGUGGGGAACGAAGUCCUUUCGGAUCCCGGGCUCCCCUGGCCCGAUCUAGUCCCUUCAAUGUGGAAUCUCAGAAACGCGCUGAACUCGCUUGGCUUCAACCAGAUCAAGAUCACGACGCCAAUCGCAACGGAUAUCCUGAAAGAAUCAUUCCCGCCAUCCGCGGGAGAAUUCAGAUCGGACAACGGAAGGGACUCAGUCGUGAAUUCGCUGCUGGGCUUCCUGUCCUCCACGAACUCGGUGUUCAUGGCCAAUGUGUACACCUUCUUCGCCUGGCAGGGGAAUCCCCGCGACAUAAGCCUGGAAUACGCCCUCUUCCAAAGCAACGAUGUCAAGGUCUGGGACGGCGGCAAGGGCUACACGAAUCUUUUCGAUGCCAUGGUGGAUGCGAUCUACUCGGCCAUGGAGAGGAAGGGCUACGGGAACCUGCCGCUGGCAAUUGGGGAAUCCGGCUGGCCCAGCGGGGGAGCCCCAGGCGCCACCGUGGAGAAUGCCAAGGCGUUCAACAGCAGAUUGAUCCGACGCACCAGGAGCGGUGUCGGGACGCCCAGGAAGCCGGGAGGGCUCGCCGCUUGGGUGUUCGCUCUGUUCAACGAGAAUCAGAAGGGCGGGCCUGAGCUGGAGAGGCACUUCGGGCUGCUCUAUCCUAACGGAUCCCCAGUCUACCCGUUGCAGCGGCCGCGCCAUCCGAUUGUCAGGGAAGAUGCGGUCAAUAAUUCAUCAUCCCUUCUCCACUCGGCAGCAUGAAACUUGUGAACAAGAGUGAGAGAACCCUAAGCUCCAGAGAAGAGCAGAGAUACUGUAUUUUGGCAUGCCAGAGAUUCUUGUCUAGAUCGCAAUCCUGAAUGCGAGGGAUCUUUUCUCGACGCAGGGCGAGUUCUCAGUUU